Messenger RNA from Hippopotamus amphibius kiboko, 1714 nucleotides. RefSeq names its product DnaJ heat shock protein family (Hsp40) member C24 (gene DNAJC24). The record is from RefSeq and is a predicted model, not a curated record. NCBI's taxonomy places the organism in Eukaryota, Metazoa, Chordata, Mammalia, Artiodactyla, Hippopotamidae. Gene Ontology annotation, molecular function: ATPase activator activity; ferrous iron binding. The coding region runs from base 154 to 603 and encodes 149 amino acids. The transcript has 5 exons. Gene Ontology annotation, biological process: positive regulation of ATP-dependent activity.
GUAUCCUGCAGCGAGCGGUUCCAGGAGCUCUUCGCGAGGUCUGAGCGCCUGUCCAGUAAGCGAAGGACCGUCGCUCUCUACCUGCCGGUUCUGACUGGCAAUUUCGCAUGUUAUUCUUUUAAGCUGAUCUGAGAAAGCUCACUUGUUCGAGGGAUGAUGGCGUUUGAGCAGAUACCAAAAAAGGAUUGGUACAGCAUUCUGGGGGCAGACCCAUCUGCAAGUGUGUCAGACCUAAAACAGAAGUAUCAAAAACUCAUAUUAAUGUAUCAUCCAGAUAAACAAAGUGCAGAUGUGCCAGCAGGAACAGUGGAGGAAUGUAUACAGAAGUUCAUCGAAAUUGAUCAGGCAUGGAAAAUUCUAGGGAAUGAAGAGACAAAAAAAGAGUAUGACCUGCAGCAGCACGAAGAUGAUCUAAGAAAUAUGGGACCAGUAGAUGCUCGAGUAUAUCUUGAAGAAAUGUCUUGGAAUGAAGAUGACCAUUCUUUUUCUCUGAGUUGUCGAUGUGGUGGAAAAUACCGUGUUUCCAAGGAUGAAGUAGAAGAAGUUACACUGAUUUCUUGUGAUACAUGUUCACUAAUUAUAGAACUCCUUCAUUAUGGCUGAGAUUGUUCACUAAGUGGAAUUCUUUAGUGUAUUCAGACACAUGGAGGAGAGUCUACUCCACCACUGUCCAUUCAAGCAGCUGUAUAAAGGUGAUAAAAAAAAAAAAGGAUUCUUUUUUGUCAGCUCUAUUUGCAGAGAGAAGUAUAAGACUGUCAAAGGCCACCUAGAUUAAUAGCAAAUUAAUUUCACUGUUCAUAUGUAUUUACAGAUUGCCAACAAAGGGGGCUUGAAUUAAAAAUUAUAUUUAGUGAAUUCCCAUCUAAGAACUUGAUUAUUGGUGCAUUUUCCCCUUGGUACAAAAUACAAGACUUUUCCUUUCCUUCAUGUCUCCUCAGAAAGAACACCAUAGCAUGUUUAUAUAUUUAAAAAAAAAAGUCUCUUUUAACAGAGAUAUUAUAUUCCUUUAUAGUUGCUAAGUUUUUGAAAUAACAUGAUAUUUCUAGCUGCUAAAGUUAUAGGCCUUCUGUACAACUAUGUCAUAUCUCAGGUCAUUAGAAUUAAGUUAGAAUCUUUGUGAAUAGCAUGUGAGCCUAGCUCUCGCAUGAUGAAGGCUGCAUAUGGAUAUUCAUGAGGUUAUUUCGAAGUUAGUGACGAGAAAUGUUAGCUGUAGAAGGAAGGAGAGCCUUGGAUUCAGAAAACGUGACCAUCGCAUUGCUGGUAUGAUGAAAGGGACUUUUUUAAUGUGUCGUUAUUGAUUAUAGUAGACUGUAAAGAUUUUAUUUUUCUAUAUAUUUAAAAUUCUCUGUACAGUAUGAGUCACAACUCAUUUAAAAAAUUUUAAGGAAUCCAGUAUGGGAUCACUGAAACUUUCUUCCUUAAUUUCAAAUGAGUGAGCCAAGCAUGUGACUUAGCAACUUUUUAUUAAGUCAAACUCUUGGUAUUUAUUAUUGGUUUGGACUUGUAAGACUAGUUACCACUCUGCCUUGUAAAUGUAGCUAAAGUAUGAGGCAUAUUCAAGAGGAGUAAAUUACUUUCAUUAUUCCAAUGCAACCAAAAAUUUAAAAGUGAGGUUGUCCCACAGUUUCCCUAAAAAUAUUUUUAUAUCGUAAAAUUUUGAUGACUUAUUUUGGAUUAAAUUUCUAUCCAUAUAUUUUGAACAAAUAUAACUUGC